AUGUUCUCACCGAUUGGACCAUCGACUAUGGGCAUCACUGUGGCAUCCAAUGUGAAGAAUCCUAUGAAAAUCUACGUUGAUGAGGAUAGUGGACCGACUGUUUACGUUUCACUUCGGUUUUUGAAUCGCACCGAAAAAUGGGUCAAUGGAGCAUCGAAGGGUGUACAAGUGGGUGGUGAAUGUAACUUGUGUUCAGGUGUAUCAGUUGACAACGAGAAAAAUGUCUACAUGACAGAGGCAGAUACACACAUUGUGGUUCAAUGGUCACCUAGAACCAAUAUGACCACAGUUGUUGCUGGACAAACAAACACAAGUGGCUCGACAAGUGCACUUUUGAAUCAUCCUCAAGGCAUAUAUGUCACUAGAAAUGGUGACACAGUGUACGUAGCUGACAUGUGGAAUAGUAGGAUCCAAAAGUGGCCGAAAACGGCUCACGAAGGAGUAACUGUGGCUGGAUCAAGUAAUGGUACAGAAGGUCAUGAUAAUGCAACAUUGUAUUAUCCAAAUGAUGUGAUCGUCGAUGAAGAAACCAAUGUUGUGUACGUAAUAGAUACAAGCAAUCAUCGCGUUCAAAGAUGGCUACCCGAUGCAACCGAAGGUGAUACUAUUGCCGGCGGAAAAGGUAUGCAUUUUAGAAAAACCGUGUGCGAUUUCAUAGCUGAUGAAUAUGGUUCGAAUUGA
Molecule: messenger RNA, 681 nt
Organism: Rotaria sp. Silwood1
Lineage: Eukaryota; Metazoa; Rotifera; Eurotatoria; Philodinida; Philodinidae
Source: the annotation of a GenBank genome assembly